AUGUUUAAAAUAAUAUUGCUCUUCGUGGCAUUAUAUGCGGCACUGAGUCAGGCGCGCCCCAGCUAUUUGCACGGCAGCUCAGCGCUGCUGCCCAGCUAUGAGACCGUGGAAUAUGCGCCGACACUGAUCGGACAUAGCUACGAGAGCUUGCCCACGGCUGUGUCGCAUCAGAGCUCGACGGUGGUGCAUGAGAAGCGUCCCUACUGGCGUCCCAUUGUGGGGCAUGCGCCGCUCCUGAACACGUACGCGCCCACAGUGACGUAUGCGGCUGCCUCGCCCAUCAGCUACGGCAGCGGUUGGUACGACAGUGCCGGCUGGGGCGCUGAAAGCUAUCCCAGCAUCUAUCUGAAGUGA
Scaptodrosophila lebanonensis is the source of this 354-nucleotide messenger RNA. RefSeq lists its product as uncharacterized. The coding region runs from base 1 to 354 and encodes 117 amino acids. The transcript is spliced from 2 exons. NCBI's taxonomy places the organism in Eukaryota, Metazoa, Arthropoda, Insecta, Diptera, Drosophilidae. The record is from RefSeq and is a predicted model, not a curated record.